This is a messenger RNA of Hyla sarda, 4183 nucleotides long. It is a transcript of the gene SCML4, whose product is annotated as Scm polycomb group protein like 4. The record is from RefSeq and is a predicted model, not a curated record. Gene Ontology annotation, molecular function: protein binding. The transcript has 9 exons. Lineage: Eukaryota; Metazoa; Chordata; Amphibia; Anura; Hylidae. The coding region runs from base 512 to 1906 and encodes 464 amino acids.
UGGUUUCUAUGGCAACAGGAGAUGUAGUAAAAUCUCCAAAAUGUUGUGAUGUGUGUGCAUUGUGUGUAGUGGGGGAUUGUGCUGCAGAACAUGGAUGUGAGUGCAGAGCUGGCAGGGCGCAGUGUGUGACUCCAUUCCUACUUUGGUAGAGGGACAUUUUUUGGCUGACACAACACACAGGCCCCGUUUUGUGCAUAAAAUGUGUGUGUUCCGUACGAGCCAGUGGUUGGCUGCCUUUCCGGACAUGAUGUGGUUGAAUCUGUCAUCGUAAUGGAAAUUCAUUGCUGUAGCUAUGGUAAAUGGAGUUUUCUGCCUGUGCUGAAUGCAUUAGUCUAAUGAGAUGUUUGCAGCUGGAGAGCUGAGCUGCUGGAGGAGACUUCCAGCCUGAGAAGAGACACGAGAAGAUGGCUCUGCUGUGUACAGUCCAUGCCCUGGCGACCAGCUGUCCUCCCUGCCACUACACCCUGUGAGGGCACUGCCAACUGCUCUGCAAUAAGGUCUUUCCUGGUUAAUGAAUCAUUCUAUACUAAAGGUGAGAGAGCACAGUGCAGAGAUGCAGUCGCCUAGAAUACCUGGCAGGAAGCGAGGGAGACCUCCACUCCAUUCCAACCCCCUGAAAAUGACUGUUCACAACUUAUAUUCAGGGGCAGCUGGAUCCAUCCCGACUGUAAAAAUUCCAAAGAAAAGAGGGAGAAAGCCUGGCUUUAAGUAUAUAAGGGCUCCUGCACCACUGUUCACCUUACCCGAUGAAGGGUCCAUAGCCAACUCGAAACGUUGUUACUCUCUGCAUGCCCUCACAAUAAAUCUUCAAGCAUUGCAUCUUCAGAGUCUGAAAUCUCGUGUUGUAAUGACCCCAUUAGCAAUUUCGCCUCCUCGCAGCACUCCAGAACCAGACAUCAGUUCUAUUCCUCAGGAUGCAGCUACCGUGCCCAAUUCUGCUGUUCCACAGGCACUUACAGUUUGUAUUUAUGUGAACAAACAAGGUAACACUGGACCCUAUCUUGACAGAAAAAAGGUGCAGCAACUCCCUGACCACUUUGGACCAGAGCGUCCUUCCAUGGUGCUCCAGCAAGCAGUUCAAGCCUGCAUUGACUGUGCUCAUCAGCAGAAGAGCGUCUUCUCCCUUGUAAAACAGGGUUAUGGAGGAGAAAUGGUUUCAGUUUCUGCUUCAUUUGAAGGAAAACAGCAUCUUCUCAGCCUUCCUGUGGUGAACAGCAUAGGAUAUGUACUGCGAUUCCUCAAGAAGCUGUGCCGCAGCCUCAUCUGUGACAAUCUGUUCAGCAAUCAACCCUUUAUACAAUAUAGCACCACUUCAGACAACCCCAAGGAAUAUGAUACUGGAAGGAUGGAGUCAGAAACUGUAAUUCCAGAAGAUUACUUGGUUGACCCUGUGAAUACAAAACGAUACAGUGUUGAUCCUUCAGAUUCUGCCUACAACUACAUGGGGCGUCUCUACCCUGUGAGACAGAACAAUGGAGAAGGACGGCUGGGAGGGGGAAGUGGUGGAAGUUCUUCCUCUUCAUGCAACCAUAGGUCCAGUCAGAUGUCUUCAGGAGGUCAAUCCUCGACAGGAUUAAGGCGCCAGACAUCAAGUCCCACUAGAAGUGGAAGUUAUCUUGAGGGAAACAGAAGUGCCUCAAGCCCUUCUCCUGAAAACCAGGAGUCAGUAAGACCAUCUAGCAAGGAUCCAUCCAAUUGGACUGUAGAAGAUGUUGUCUGGUUUGUGAAGGAUGCGGAUCCACAGGCAUUGGGCCCACAUGUUGAUCUUUUCAGAAAACAUGAGAUUGAUGGCAAUGCCUUGCUUCUUCUGAGGAGUGACAUGAUUAUGAAGUAUUUGGGACUAAAACUGGGACCUGCUCUUAAACUUUGCUACCAUAUUGAUAAGCUGAAACAAGCAAAGUUCUGAUCAUUGAAUAGCAUUAAUACUGUAAGAUGGUUGUAACAUGUUGCCUUAUGAAAAGGCCAUUCUGACACCUUUUUAUUUUUCAUAGGCUUGUGUUAUAUAUAAAAUACAGUAGUUGUGUCAUUUUUGUUACUGAAGAGGUGUGCAGCUCAUUGCUCUAAAUAUGAGUGACAUCAAUGUAGACGGCUAUUGGAACACAUUGGCAUAAGUAGCAUGGAACUGCAGGCAAAACCCCAAACGCUUUGUACAGCAGGUGCUGUGAAAUAUUCCAGGAUACCGACAACGUGAAACGGAGAAUUGCCAUAUGAACUUAAAACUCUCGAAAACCUUAACGUAUUAGCUUUGUAUUGCAAGUGUAUGACAUUUCUCUGACACAACACGUUUUUAUAAAGCUGACACACAAUGCUUGCAGGGAUAGUUGUAGCUGUCCCAUAACCACAGUCCUUUUUGUAAUAGCAGUAUAUGUAACUGUUAUCAUCCUCUAUAUGUAUGUCUACUGUACACGGUGAUACAUAUGUUGAAGCUUUCUGUAUGCAGUUAAACUAAGCUCUGUAUGUAUGCAUUCACUGCUUGUGGAGGGCCCAACAUUUUAUUCCACAAAUAUAAAUUAUGCUGUACAUACAUUUUUACUCACACCUUUAUUUUACUUGUCUACUCUCAUUCCAGAGAUCUCACCAAUGACAUUUACAGGCCAUUACUACAGCUUAUUCUUUGCCAUGGCUCCUGGUUAUAUGAAUAGCAAAAACUUGGAUGCUAACCAGCUUUUAAAGGGGUUGUCCACAGGAUAGGGGAUAAGUGUCUGAUCGCAGGGUGGUGGGAUGGUGGACUGACUACUGGGACCCCCUGCAGUUUCCAGAACGAGGCCCCGGCUCCCAGAGAGAGCAUGCUGCAAAAGUCAUGCGCUCCAAUAAUUUCUAUGAGAGAGCUGGAAAUACCUGAGUGCUGUACUCGGACCCUCUGCGAUCAUGCACAUAUCCCCUGUGGAUAAGGGAUAAAUUGUGUUUCACUUGACAACACCUUUAAUCCAGCUCCCAUUCAUGGGUACAUGCAUAUAAUUCCUUUUGUACUGUAUGCCAUUCUACAGCUGACCUACCUAAAGUCUUCAUAUUCCAGCUGUUUUCUAGAAAGAAAAUGGUUUAAAUAAAUACAGUAUAUUUUUUGACAUAGUUAUAGUCCUUUAUGUCUUUAAAAUGUGAGAAAACAUUUUUCAAAUAUCAUAUGACUACAGGAAAAACUCAUAUCCCACUCCCACCUGUUUGCCACACUCCGUUAUUAAAAGGGUACUCCACUGGAAAACAUUUGUAAAUUACUUCUAUUAAAAAAUCUUAAUCCUUAUAGUACUUAUCAGCCGCUGUUGUUAUGAUCCACAGGAAGUUCUUUUCUUUUUGAAUUUCCUUUCUGCCUGACCACAGUGCUCUCUACUGACACCUCUGUCCAUGUCAGGAACUGUCCAAAGCAGGAUAGGUUUUCUAUGGGGAUUUGCUCCUACUCUGCACAGUUCCUAAAAUGGACAGAGGUGUCAGCAGAGAGCACUUUGGUCAGGCAGAAAGGAAACUCAAAAAGAAAAGAACUUCCUGUGAAUCAUAUAGCUGAUAAGUACUGGAAGGAUUAAGAUUUUUUAAUAGAAGUAAUUUACAAAUCUGUUUAACUUUCUGGCACCAGUUGAUAAAAAAAAUAUUGCAGUGGAGUACCCCUUUAAGGUACUCUACAGUAUGGGGACAUUCCCCUUCCCUCCCGUGUUUUAGUCUCUAUUAUCAUUUUCUGUAAGGCUAGUCAACUGUCUAAUGUGCAUAGGGGCCUCCUCUGACAGAUUAUUUCGGCAGAGAGCAGAAUCAGGCAUAUUGGGUGUCAACUUUUGUUUCAGGAAGUUGAUAUAAGUCCAUUAUGCUGAUUCCCCAUAAAAAACAUUGUCUUCUCCUAUAUUACAUGCUCUUUUAAAAUAUGUAAAUCGCAUUAAGGCUAGGUUCACAUUGCCAGAUAAUUUUUAUUGAAGUUUAGUGGAGCCCAUUCACACUGCCAUCAGGCUCUGUUGGGUGGAGCUCCGUCAGCAGUUCCGUCAAGUUUAGUGGAGAGAAAAAUCAUGCAAGCACACCCAAUGGACCCAAUGCAAGUGAAUAGGAUCUAUCGGGACCUGGCAGUAGCAGUUUCCAUCCGACCCCCUUCAGAGUCCAAUCGGCUCAGAAAAAAAAAAGAGCCAAUUGGACCCUUAACUGGUCCAAUGCGAAUGGCAAUGUGAACCUAGCCUUAAAGGGGUCCUCCAGUGGAAAGCUUUUUUUUUUU